This is a messenger RNA of Echinops telfairi (small Madagascar hedgehog), 12357 nucleotides long. It is a transcript of the gene PRKDC, whose product is annotated as protein kinase, DNA-activated, catalytic subunit. Gene Ontology annotation, biological process: immunoglobulin V(D)J recombination; double-strand break repair via nonhomologous end joining; intrinsic apoptotic signaling pathway in response to DNA damage. NCBI's taxonomy places the organism in Eukaryota, Metazoa, Chordata, Mammalia, Afrosoricida, Tenrecidae. The transcript has 83 exons. Gene Ontology annotation, molecular function: DNA-dependent protein kinase activity; protein binding. Bases 1 to 12129 code for a protein of 4042 amino acids. Gene Ontology annotation, cellular component: nucleus. The record is from RefSeq and is a predicted model, not a curated record.
AUGGCUGCCGCGGGUGGAGGGCUGCAAGGCUCCUUGAAGCAGCUGCAGGAGACCUUGUCCGCGGCGGAUCGGGGCGCCGCCGCAAUGGCCGGUUAUCACCUGAUCCGGGGCUUGGGCCUGGAGUGCGUGCUGAGCGCCAGCGCCUCGGCUCUGGCCUUACAGAUGUCCUUAGUUUUUUCCAGAGAUUAUGGUUUGCAUGUAUUUGUGCAGAAAUCGCUUGGCUUUGAAGAAUUUCGUGAUUGCAGAGAAGAAGCCCUAAAAUUUUUGUAUAUUUUCUUAGAAAAAAUUGGCCAGCAGAUCAUACCUUAUGCUCUUGAGAUUAAGAAUACUUGCACCAGUGUUUAUAUAAAAGAUAAAGCUGCUAAAUGUAAAAUUCCGGCCUUAGACCUUCUUAUUAAGUUACUUCAGAUUUUGAGAAGUUCUAGCCUCAUGGAGGAAUUCAAAGUUAGAGAAUUAUUUAUCAAAUUUUAUGGAGAACUUGCCCUGAGAAAAAAAAUACCAGACACAGUUUUAGAAAAAAUAUAUGAACUCCUAGGAGUAUUAGGUGAAGUACAUCCUAGUGAGAUGGUAAAUAACUCAGAAAAACUGUUCCGGGCUUUUUUGGGUGAACUUAAGACCCAGAUGACGUCCACAGUCAGGGAGCCCAAACUGCCUGUUGUGGCGGGAUGUCUGAAGGGCCUGACUUCACUUCUGUGUAACUUCACCAAAUCCACCGAGGAAGAUCCCCAGACUUCAAAGGAGAUUUUUGAUUUUGCAAUAAGGGCAAUUUCCCCUCAGAUUGACCUGAAGAGAUAUGCGGUACCCUCAGCUGGCCUGCGCUUGUUUGCCCUGCAUGCAUCCCAGUUCAGCACCUGCCUUUUGGACAACUACAUGUCUUUGUUUGAAGUGAUUUCGAAGUGGUGUGGUCAUACCAAUGUCGAACUGAAGAAAGCUGCACAUGCGGCCUUGGAGUCCUUUCUGAAACAGGUUUCUGUUACGGUAUCAGCAGAUGCAGAAAGGCAUAAGAGUACACUGCAGUAUUUCAUGAAACAGUUCUACGAAAUCAUCAGAAACAUGGACUCCAGCAACAAGGAGUUAGCCAUUGCUAUUCGUGGAUAUGGACUGUUUGCAGGACCUUGUAAGGCGAUCAGUGCUGAGAAUGUGGACUGGAUGUAUGUUGAGCUCCUCCAGCGCUGCAGACAGAUGUUCCUGACGCAGACCGACACUGCAGAAGACCAUACUUACCAGUUGCCAAGUUUCCUCCAGUCCAUUGCCAGUGUCUUGCUUUACCUUGACACUGUGCCUGUGGUGUACACUCCAGUUCUGGAGCACCUCCUGGUGGUGCAGAUAGACAGCUUCCCACAGUAUAGUCCAAAGAUGCAGCUGGUGUGUUGCCGAGCCAUAGUGAAGGUUUUCCUGGUCUUAGCCAACAAAGGACCAGUUCUCUGGAAUUGCAUUGGUACUGUGGUGCAUCAGGGUUUAAUCAGAAUAUGUUCUAAGCCAGUGGUCCUUCAACAGGCUGCAGCUGAUUCGGAAGAUCUACGUGCCCCUGGGGAAGUCCAAACUGGCAAGUGGAAAAUGCCCAUCACCAAAGACUAUUUGGAUCUUUUUAGGAGUCUCAUGAACUGUGACCAGAUGAUGGAUUCUCUUUUAGCAGAUGAAGCAUUUUUCUUUGUGAAUUCGUCCCUUCAAAGUUUGAAUCGUUUGCUCUAUGAUGAAUUUAUAAAAUCUGUUUUGAAGAUUGUUGAGAAAUUGGACCUUACACUAGAAAAACAGAAUGUUGGGGAACAAGAGGAUGACAAUGAAUCUGCUGGUGCUUGGGUGAUCCCAACUUCAGAUCCAGUGGCUAACCUGCGUGCUGCUAAACCUCAAGAUUUUUCAGCUUUUAUCAACCUAGUGGAAUUUUGCAGAGAGAUUCUUCCUGAGAAACAUGUGGACUUUUUUAAGCCCUGGGUAUAUUCCUUUGCCUAUGUGCUGAUUUUGCAGUCUACUCAGUUGCCACUGAUCAGUGGUUUCUACAAGUUGCUCUCUGUUGUAGUGAGAAAUGCCAAGAAAAUGAAAUAUUUUGAGGGCAUUAGUCCAAAGAGCCUGAAACACUCUUCUGAGGAUGCUGAAAAAUAUUCUUGUUUUGCUUUAUUUGCAAAAUUUGGCAAAGAGGUGUCAGUUAAAAUGAAGCAGUACAAAGAUGAGCUGCUGGCUUCCUGCUUGACCUUCAUUCUGUCCCUGCCACACCACAUCAUUGAGCUUGAUAUGAAAGCCUAUGUACCUGCAUUGCAGAUGGCUUUCAAACUGGGCUUGAGCCAUACCCCGUUGGCGGAAGUAGGCCUGAAUGCCCUAGAAGAGUGGUCUGUUAAUAUCCAUAAGUACGUGAUUCAGCCAUAUUACAAGGACAUUCUCCCUUGCCUGGACGGUUAUCUGAAAACUUCAGCCUUUCAAGAUGAGACCAAGAACAAUUGGGAAGUGUCUGCGCUCUCUCGGGCUGCCCAGAAAGGCUUUCAAAAAGUUGUGUUAAAGCAUCUGAAGAGGACAAAGAAUUUGACAUCAGUAAGCGAUCCCCUGUGUUUACUUUAUCUUACUUACUGCACAGCUGGUUCAUCAGAUGAAAUGAUGAAGAGAUGUAUGGCAUGGGAUAAAGAAAAGAGGCUCAGUUUUGCCGUGCCAUUUCUAGAGAUGAAGCCCAUCAUCUAUCUUGAUGUCUUUUUGCCUCGGGUCACAGAAUUAGCUCUGUUAGCUACUGACAGACAGACUAAGGUUGCAGCAUGUGAACUUUUACAUAGCGUGGUCAUGUUUAUGCUGGGAAAGGCCACUCAAAUACCUGAAGGUGACCAUGGCUUCCCGCCCAUGUACCAGCUCUACAAACGGACUUUCCCUGUGCUGCUCCGACUUGCAUGUGAUGUGGAUCAGGUAAGUGAGAUUGUCCAUCUCCCUCUGGGUGCAGUGGUUACACAUUGGGCCACUAACCACAAGGCCAGCAAGGCCGACAGGACACUGACUGGUCGUCUGUGCCUCUGGUUUCAGGAAGGCAUUGUGGACCCCGUUGACAGCACUCUCAGAGACUUUUGCGGUCGUUGCGUUCGAGAGUUCCUCAAAUGGUCCAUUAAGCAGACAACCCCACAGCAGCAGGAACGAAGUCCCGUAAACACCAAAUCACUGUUCAAGCGACUGUACAGCUUCGCCCUGCACCCCAGUGCUUCCAAGAGGCUGGGGGCCGCACUUGCUUUUAAUAAUGUCUACAGAGAGUUCCGGGAAGAAGAGUCCUUGGUGGAACAGUUUGUGUUCGAAGCCUUGGUUGUCUACAUGGAAAGUCUGGCCCUGGCACACACAGAUGAAAAAUCCUUGGGCACAGUCCAGCAGUGCUGUGCUGCCAUUGAUCAUCUGAGGCACAUCAUCGAAAAGAAACACGAGUCUUUAAAUAAACCCAAAAGACGCCGCUUGCCCCGAGGAUUCCCUUCUGAGUCUUCACUGUGCCUGCUGGACCUGGUCAGGUGGCUCUUGGCCCACUGUGGAAGGCCCCAGGCGGAAUGUCGGCACAAGUCCAUAGAGCUCUUCUAUAAAUUUGUUCCUUUAUUGCCAGGUAACAAAUCCCCUUCUGUGUGGUUGAAAGAUGUUACCAAGAAAGAAGGCAUUUCUUUUCUUGUACACCACUUUGAAGGGGGAGGAAGUAGUUGUGACCAGCCUUCUGGCAUCCUUGCUCAGCCCACCCUCAGCCAUCUGCCAAGGCCCUUUAGCCUUCGAGCAACCCUGCAGUGGAUGGACAUGCUGCUGGCAGCCCUGGAGUGCUACAACACCUUUAUCGGCGAGAAGACCAUUGGGGCCUUUGAGGUCCUGGGUGCUGAAGUACAGUCUUCACUUUUGACAGCAGUGACGUUUUUCUUGGAGAGACUUGCCAUGCACAGUCUACCGGAAGCAGAACGGUGCUUUGGCACUGGCACCCUGGGUGACAUUCCCAGCCCGCAGGAGGAAGAAGCAUAUAACUAUAGUAAAUGCACAGUGGUGGUCCGAAUUAUGGAAUUUAUCACCAUGCUGCUGAACACCUCUCCAGAAGGUUGCAAGCUGCUUGAAAAGGACUUCCUCAUCACCAACCUCCUGAAGCUUGUGGUGAAAACACUGUGUGAUCCCACAAGCAUGGGCUUCAAUGUGGGAGAUGUUCAGGUCAUGAAUCGUCUUCCCGGUGUGUGUGUGAACCUGAUGUCAGCACUGAAGAAGCUGCCCUAUGAAGAAAUCCUGAAGACAUACCUUCAGGAACAAAUACCCGUGCAGAGCCUUGAAGACCUUUUUGCUGUUGACCUGUAUGACCGUAAUGCUCCUGUGGACAGGACCAGGCUGACUUCUUUGGUGUCAGCAUGUAAACACCUUAAUAAAGCUGGGUUCUUGCAUGCUAUAUUACCAGCACAGUCUGCAGAUCUACAUUAUUCUAUUGGCCCCAAACUUCUUUCUAUGGUUUAUAAAGACCUCACACCUGGAGAAGGUCAGUGCCCUCCUGCACUAGACAUCAGCUGUAAGCGGUUGGCCAGUGGACUCCUGGAGCUGGCCUUUACUUUUGGAGGACCGUGUGAGCAGCUGGUGGGCCUCCUCCUGAGCACACCAGUAUUGUCCAUGCCUUCCUCGGGUCGGUUACAGAAAAGCAUAGUCAGCUUCUCCCAGGGAGAGUAUUUUUAUAGCUUAUUCUCAGAAAUCAUCAACACUGAAUUGCUGAAAAAUGUGGAUAUGGCUGUGACGGAACUCAUGAAUUCAUCUGAGGAGAAUCCCAAAAUGGUGAGUGCUGUUUUGAAUGGCAUGUUAGAUCAGAGCUUCAAGGACCGAGCCUUCCAGAAACAGCAAGGACUGAAGCUUGUGACCGCCGUUCUACAGAACUGGAAGAAGUGUGCAUCAUGGUGGGCCUGCGAUUCUGCUCCUGAGAGUAAAAUUGCCACGCUGGCUUUGUUGGCAAAAAUUUUACAGAUCGAUUCAUCUGUAUCUUUUAAUACAAAUCACAGCUCAUUCCCUGACGUCUUUAGAACCUAUACUAGUUUACUUGCUGAUCCAAAGUUGAGUCUACAUUUAAAGGGCCAAGCUGUUGUCAUUCUUCCCUUCUUCACAAAUCUCACUGGAGGAAGCCUUGAGGACCUUAAGCAUGCUCUGGAAAGAUUUGUGGUUUCGAAUUUCCCUAUGACGUCUGAUGAAUUUCCCCAGGGAACACUGAGGUAUAAUAAUUAUGUGGACUGCAUGAAAAAGUUUCUAGAUGCAUUGGAAUUAUCGAAAAGUCCUGUAUUGUUGCAACUGCUGACAGAAAUUCUUUGUCGGGAGCAGCAACACGCUAUGGAAGAGUUAUUUCAGUCUACUUUCAUGAGGAUUGCAAUUAGGAGUUCAUGUAUCACACAAGUCACCCUUCUGGACAGUGUGUACGCACUGUUUGGGAGGGAUGACCUACUUUCUAAUACCACUCGCCAGUCAUUUGUAGAUCGUUCUCUGCUUACCCUCCUGUGGCACUGUACUCUGAGCGCUUUGAGAGAAUUUUUUAGCAAAAUUGUGGUGGAUGCCAUUGAUGUUUUGAAGUCCAGGUUUAUAAAGAUAAAUGAACUUGCUUUUGAUACUCAAAUCACUAAGAAGUUGGGCUAUUUUAAGAUACUAGACGUGAUGUAUUCUCGUCUUCCAAAAGAUGAUGUUCACUCUAAGGAAUCAAAAAUCAAUCAAGUUUUCCAUGGCUCCUGUAAUGUGGAAGGAAAUGAACUCACAAAGACGCUUAUUAAAUUGUGCUAUGAUGCCUUUACAGAGAACAUGGCAGGGGAGAAUCAGUUGCUGGAGAGGAGAAGACUUUAUCAUUGUGCCGCCUACAAUUGUGCCAUGUCUGUUAUCCGCUGUGUCUUCAGUGAAUUAAAAUUCUACCAAGGUUUUCUGUUCAGCGAGAAACCAGAAAAGAACUUGCUUAUUUUUGAAAAUCUGAUAGAUGUGAAUUGCUGCUAUACAUUUCCUGUAGAAAUUGAGGUCCCUAUGGAAAGGAAGAAGAAGUACAUUGAAAUUAGGAAAGAGGCCAGACAAGCAGCAAGUGGGGAUGCAGAUGGUCCUCAUUAUAUAUCUUCCUUGUCAUAUUUGGCAACUAGUAGCCUGAGUGAGGAAAUGAGCCAAUUUGAUUUCUCAACUGGAGUUCAGAGUUAUUCUUACAGUUCUCAAGACCCCAAAUCUACCACUGGUCAUUUUCGGAGAUGGGAUCAUCAGGAGCCAGUGGACCGAGGGGAGUUCAUGGAGCUGGAGAUGGAUGAGCUGAACCAGCAUGAAUGCAUGGCCCCCCUGACAGCCCUGGUCAAGCACAUGCAGAGAAGCCAGAUCACUGUGAGGGUGGAGGAGGGUUCAGUGCCCAGCACUCUUCCUGCUUGGAUGAAGUUUCUUCAUGACAAACUAGCAAAUCCAUCAGUACCAUUAAAUAUCCGCCUCUUCUUAGCCAAACUGGUUAUAAAUGCAGAAGAAGUCUUUCGACCUUAUGCAAAGCACUGGCUAAGCCCCUUGCUGCAGUUGGUUGUUUCUGAAAACAAUGGAGGAGAAGGAAUUCACUACAUGGUGGUUGAGAUAGUGGUCACUGUUCUGUCCUGGACGGGUAUAGCCACUCCUGUAGGGGUCCCUAAAGAUGAAGUGUUAGCAAAUCGAUUGCUUCAUUUUCUCAUGAAACACGUCUUCCAUCACAAAAGAGCUGUGUUUAGACACAACCUUGAAAUUAUAAAAACCCUUGUUGAAUGCUGGAAGGACUGCUUAUCUAUCCCUUACAGGCGCUCCAUUUUUCAGAUACUGGAGGAGCUCGUUUGCGAACUGGUUGUGAAACAGUUGAAGCAACAUCAGAACACAAUGGAGGACAAGUUCAUCGUGUGCUUGAGCAAAGUUGUGCAGCACUUCCCACCUUUGGUCGACAGGUUUAUAAAUGCCGUGUUCUUCCUACUACCAAAAUUCCACGGUGUGAUGAAGACCAUGUGUCUCGAGGCGGUGCUUUGUCGUGCCGAGGAAAUAGCAGAUCUCUACUUGAAAUUAAAGAGCAAGGACUUCAAGCAAGUCAUGAGACACAGGGACGAUGAAAGACAGAAAGUGUGUUUGGACAUAAUUUAUAAGAUGAUGGCAAAACUAAAACCAGUAGAACUUCGAGAACUUCUGAAUUCUGUUGUGGAGUUUGUUUCCCAUCCCUCUCCCAUGUGUAGGGAACAGAUGUAUAAUAUCCUCAUGUGGAUUCAUGACAAUUACAGAGAUCCAGAAAGUCAAACAGAUGCUGAUUCCCAGGAAAUAUUUAAGCUGACAAAAGAUGUGUUGAUUCAAGGAUUGAUUGAUGAGAAUCCUGGGCUUCAGUUAAUUAUUCGAAAUUUCUGGAGUCAUGAAACGAGGUUACCAUCUCCCAUUUUGGACCGAUUGCUGGCAUUGAAUUCCUUAUAUUCCCCUAAAAUUGAAAUGCACUUUUUAAGUUUAGCCACAGAUUUUCUACUUGAAAUGACCAGUCUGAGCCCAGAUUAUCCAAACCCUGUGUUUGAGCAUCCGCUGUCAGAAUGCAUAUUUCAGGAGUACACUAUUGAUUCUGACUGGCGCUUCCGAAGUACAGUUCUCACUCCGAUGUUCAUUGAGACUCAGGCUUCUCAAAGUACUCUCCAGUCCCGAGCCCAGGACGGCUCCCUGUCCGCUCAAGCGGUGAUGGUUGGACAAGUCAGGUCUACCCAGCAACACUGGGACUUCACACCAACCCAAAACACAGAUGGAAGGAGCUCCUUUAAUUGGCUGACUGGAAGCAGCAUUGACCCGUUGGCAGAUUACCUGGUCUCACCGACAUCCGAUUCCCUAUCUUCCUCCUUGUUGUUUGUCCACAAGAGGAGGGAAAAAACACCAAGAGCAUCCUUGAAGCCAGUGGGACCUAAUUUUGGCAAAAAGAGACUGGCCCUUCCAGGAGAUGAGGUGGAUAACAAAGUUAAAGGCACUGAUGAUCGGACAGAAAUAUUAAGAUUACGUAGACGAUUUCUAAAGGACCAAGAAAAGAUCAGUUUUAUUUAUGCCAGAAAAGGUGCUGCAGAACACAAGCGAGAGAAGGAGAUCAAAAGUGAGCUAAAAAUGAAGCAGAACGCCCAAGUCAUUCUGUAUAGAAGUUACCGCCAAGGAGACCUUCCUGACAUUCAGAUCAAGCACAGCAAUCUGAUCGCCCCCUUGCAAGCUGUAGCCCAGAGAGACCCUAUAAUUGCAAAGCAGCUCUUUGGCAGCUUGUUUUCUGGAAUUUUAAAGGAGAUGGAUAAAUUCAAGACCAUGUCAGAAAGAAACAACAUUACUAAAAAAUUGCUCCAGGACUUCAAUGAUUUUCUUAAUACCACUUAUUCUUUCUUUCCACCUUUUGUCUCUUGUGUUCAGGAAGUGAGUUGCCAACACCCAGACUUGCUCUGCCUUGACCCAGGCUUGGUGAGUGCUGGCUGCCUGGCCAGCUUGCAGCAGCCUGUAGGUAUCCUGCUCCUGGAAGAAGCUUUGCUCCACCUGGAGCCCCCAGAGCCUCUGGCCAAGCGAGCCCGGGGGACAUCCCACCCUACUCCUGAAGCCCUGCGGUGGAUUGAGCUGGCAAAAUUGUAUAGAUCAAUUGGAGAAUAUGAUGUCCUCCGUGGUAUUUUUAGCAGUGAAAUAGGAACGAAGCAAGUGACCCAGAAGGCGUUAUUAGCAGAAGCCAGAAGUGACUAUUCUGAAGCUAGUAUGCUAUAUAAUGAGGCUAUCAAUAAACAAGACUGGUUGGAUGGUGACCCCAAGGAAGCAGAAAAGGACUUUUGGGAACUGGCCUCGUUGGAGUGCUAUGACCACCUCACGCAGUGGAAGUCGCUGGCGUACUGUUCUACAGCCAGUGUGGACAGCAAGCAGCCUCCAGAUCUAAGUAAAAUGUGGAGUGAGCCAUUUUAUCAGGAGACUUAUUUACCGUACAUGAUCCGCAGUAAACUCAAGUUACUGCUUCAUGGAGACAAUGAUCAGUCGCUGCUGACAUUUGUUGAUAACUCUGUGAACACAGAGCUCCAGAAGGUUCUCCUAGAGCUUCACUACAGUCAAGAAUUGAGUCUCCUUUACCUCCUACAAGAUGAUUUUGACAGAGCCAAAUAUUACAUAGAAAACAGCAUUCAAACCUUUAUGCAGACGUAUUCUAGUGUCGAUGCUCUCUUACACAGAAGUAGACUCACCAAAUUACAGUCUGUACAGGUAUUAGCGGAAAUCCAGGAGUUUAUCAGCUUUAUAAGCAAUCCAGGUAACUUAUCAUCUAAAAUUCCUCUUAAGAGGCUUCUAAAAACCUGGAAAAGCAGAUACCCUGAUCCUAAAAUGGACCCCAUGCGCAUCUGGGAUGAUGUUAUAACAAAUCGCUGUUUCUUUCUCAGCAAAAUAGAGGAGAAACUUACUCCCCUUUCAGAGGAUCAUAGUAUGCUGGUAGAUGGAGAUGGAGGUCGCGGUGACAGGGUGGAAAUGCAAGAUCAGGAAGAAGAUAUUGAUUCUCUAAUUAAGAGCUGUAAGUUUUCCAUGAAAAUGAAGAUGGUAGAAAGUGCAAGGAAACAGAAUAACUUCUCGCUCGCCAUGAAGCUAUUGAAAGAGCUUCACAAAGAGUCCAAAACAAAAGAAGAUUGGCUGGUGAGAUGGGUGCAUAGCUAUUGCCAGCUGAGUCACUGCCGGAGCCAGAACCAGCCUCCCACCGAGCAGAUUCUCACUGUGUGGAAAGCCAUCUCUUUGCUAGAGGAGAACACAUCAAGCCACUUAAAUAAAAAGAUUCUGGCUUUUCGUGAUCAGAACAUUCUCUUGGGUACCACUUAUGCCAUCAUAGCUAAUGCUCUUAGCAGUGAGCCAACUUGCCUUGCCCAAAUUGAGAGCAGUAAGGUUAGAAGAAUCUUGGAGCUUUCUGGAUCCAGUUCAGAGGAUGUAGAAAAGGUGAAAGCAGGCCUGUAUAAGAAGGCAUUCCAUUUCCUAUCUGAAGCCGUGCAGACUACUGAGAAGGAAACCCAGUCUUCCAGCGGAGACUGUGCCCAUGUGGCUGGAACGAUACACGCGUACAUGACUUUAGUAGAGUUCUGUGAUCAAGCACUCCGUAGGGAGGAAGAUAAGCCAUCAGUUAUAGAUGCUGCAGAAUUACAGACAUACGCAGCACUUGUGGUGGAGAAAAUGUUGAAAGCCUUAAAAUUAAAUUCCACUGAAGCCAGGCUAAAAUUUCCCAGAAUUCUUCAAAUUAUAGAACAGUAUCCAGAGGAAACCUUGAGCCUAAUGACAAAAGAGAUUUCUUCUAUUCCUUGCUGGCAAUUCAUUGGCUGGAUCAGCCACCUGGUGGCCUUACUGGACAAAGAGGAGGCCGUGGCUGUGCAGCACACGGUGGAAGAGAUUGCGGACAACUAUCCCCAGGCGCUGGUCUACCCCUUCAUAAUAAGCAGUGAGAGCUAUGCCUUCAAAGACACUUCCACUGGUCAUAAGAACAAAGAGUUUGUGGCAAGAAUAAAAAGUAAGUUGGACCAAGGAGGAGUGAUUCAAGAUUUCAUUAAUGCCCUAGACCAACUCUCCAAUCCUGAAAUGAUCUUUAAGGAUUGGACUGAAGAUAUCAGAGCCGAACUAGAAAAGAACCCUGUUAAUAAAAAAAACAUUGAAAAAAAGUAUGGCAGAAUGCAUGCGGCCUUGGGAGACCCAAAGGUUCCAGGCUUUGGGGCUUUUAGAAAGAAAUUUAUUCAGGCCUUUGGAAAAGAAUUUGAUAAGCAUUUUGGGAAAGGAGGUUCUAAGCUAACUACGAUGAGGAUCAGUGACUUCAACAGCAUCAUCUCCACGCUACUUAAUCACAUGAACCAAGCGUCGAAGCCGCCCGGGAAUCUGCGUGAGUGCUCCCCCUGGAUGAGCAACUUCAAAGUGGAGUUUUUGAGAAAUGAGCUAGAGAUUCCUGGGCAGUAUGAUGGCAAAGGAAAGCCAUUACCUGAAUACCAUGCACGCAUCACUGGGUUUGAUGAACGGGUCAAAGUAAUGAGCUCGAUCCGAAAACCUAAGCGCAUCCUCAUCAGAGGGCACGAUGAGAAAGAGUACCCUUUCCUUGUGAAAGGGGGCGAAGAUCUGCGGCAGGACCAGCGCAUUGAGCAGCUCUUUGAAGUCAUGAAUGUCAUUCUGUCCCGGGAUGCUGCCUGCAGUCAGAGAAACAUGCAGCUAAAGACUUACCAGGUUAUACCCAUGACCAGCAGAUUAGGGUUAAUUGAAUGGAUUGAAAAUACUUUUACCUUGAAGGAUCUUCUCUUGAUUACUAUGUCACAAGAGGAGAAAACGGCUUACUUGAGAGGUCCCGAAGCACCAGUGGCGGAAUAUAAAGGCUGGCUGACAAAGGUAUCUAGAAAACAAGGGGCUGGAGCUUAUGUGCAUAUGUUUAGGGGAGCUAGUCGUACUGAAACCAUCACGGCUUUCAGAAAAAGAGAAAGUAGAGUGCCAAGCAGUCUCUUAAAGCAGGCUUUUCUGAAGAUGAGCACGGGCCCCGAGGCCUUCCUAGCGCUCCGCUCCCACUUUGCCAGCUCUCACGCCCUGCUGUGCAUUAGCCACUGGAUCCUUGGGAUCGGAGACCGACAUCUGAACAACUUCAUGGUGAAUAUGGAAACUGGCGGCAUGGUGGGAAUUGACUUUGGACAUGCAUUUGGAUCCGCUACUCAGUUUCUUCCAGUUCCUGAAUUGAUGCCUUUUCGCCUAACUCGCCAGUUUAUCAAUCUGAUGUUACCAAUGAAAGAAAUAGGUCUGAUGUACAGUAUAAUGGUACAUGCACUAAGAGCCUUUCGCUCUCACCCAGACCUACUUACCAACACCAUGGAUGUGUUUGUAAAGGAACCUUCCUUCGAUUGGAAAAAUUUUGAACAAAAAAUGCUGAAGAAAGGAGGAUCAUGGAUUCAAGAAAUAAACGUAACUGAAAACAAUUGGUACCCCCUGCAGAAAGUAAACUACGCCAAGAGAAAGUUAGCAGGUGCCAACCCCGCAGUCAUUACUUGUGACGAGUUACGUCUGGGCCACGAGAAGGAACCCGCCUUUGGGGAUUACGUGGCUGUAGCCCGAGGAAACAAAGAUCACAAUAUUCGCGCUCAAGUCAUGGCGAGUGGACUUUCAGAAGAAAUUCAAGUAAAAUGCUUGAUUGACCAGGCAACAGACCCCAAUAUCCUUGGCAGAACUUGGGAAGGAUGGGAGCCCUGGAUGUGACGUGUGUAGGAGUAAGCAGACAUAAACCAUAAAUUGCUAAAAGAAUCUUCCCAAAAUUUUCUUGUACACCAGGUUUUCAGAUUGGCCUCCAGCUUUUUAUUGUUAGUCUUUUAUUCAGACUUUUAUAUUUGGAAACUUAUAUAUGUGAUUUGGGGCAAUAAAUGGUCAUAAAAAUAUGGAAUAAUAGUUUUGACAUUUAAAAGACAACAUUAAAAUUUAAAAGUUGUA